This is a messenger RNA of Daucus carota subsp. sativus, 796 nucleotides long. RefSeq lists its product as uncharacterized. Gene Ontology annotation, biological process: proteolysis. Lineage: Eukaryota; Viridiplantae; Streptophyta; Magnoliopsida; Apiales; Apiaceae. The record is from RefSeq and is a predicted model, not a curated record. Gene Ontology annotation, molecular function: cysteine-type peptidase activity. The transcript is spliced from 5 exons. The coding region runs from base 12 to 485 and encodes 157 amino acids.
AUUUGUCAGCGAUGUUUUCUUUUCUUCAUCCAUCCACGUACAAGCUCAAUGAUGAAUUUAAUGAUUAUGUUGUGCAAAGGCUGAAAGACGGAGUUCUUCGCAUGAACUUUUUGCCUUUUAACUACAAUUUGCAUUGGAUAUUGAUUGUGUUUUGGGAGUCAGAAAUUUUCAUCCUUAAUCCAUUGCCUCAUUAUCCACAUCCCCAGGACCUUGAAAAGGCUUUAAUGCGAGCAGUGAGAUCUUUUAAUGCCCAGGAAGGACGGGUAAACAAGAAUCCCAAAGUUAAAAACGUUCUAGGCUGCCCUAAACAACCAGGCGGUACAGAAUGUGGAUAUGUGGUCAUGCGUUAUAUGAAAGAUUUAGUUGCGGACGAGGAGAUGAAGCUGCUAGACAAGUGGGCUUUAAAGAGUCGCAAGACUUAUACAAGGGAGGAGCUUGACGUCGUUCGCUAUGAGACGCUUGAUUAUAUCCAAUCCAUCAUGUAGCUGCUGGUGACCGGUAGUACUUGUCUUGCAAUCUAAAAACAGCUCUAUAUAUUUCGCUUGAAUGUUUUCGGAUAUCGUAGCUAGCUAGCUAGUACAGUUAGAACUUAAAAAUCAUGGAUGAAUUAAUGUCAAGUAGUAGUAGUAGUUGAUGUUUGAUGGUUUAGUAUACUGUUGGGAUAUAUUGGUGUUAUUGAUUUUUGGAUGCUAUGGUGGAUGUUAAUUUGGAUGCUGGUGGAUGUUUGGAUGUGUAGUAGAAGUUGGUUAGGAGAAUGACAAUUGGUAUAUAUAUUUGGAGAUUGUUUGGAUGUUAA